Mytilus trossulus (common blue mussel) is the source of this 3084-nucleotide messenger RNA. RefSeq lists its product as uncharacterized. Bases 1 to 3084 code for a protein of 1027 amino acids. Gene Ontology annotation, molecular function: zinc ion binding; nucleic acid binding. Lineage: Eukaryota; Metazoa; Mollusca; Bivalvia; Mytilida; Mytilidae. The record is from RefSeq and is a predicted model, not a curated record. The transcript has a single exon.
AUGACACACAUGCGUUCUGAACCAGUAGUAACAAACGUAAAUUCUAUGCCAGUUGUGACAAGUGUAAGUUCCGCAACUCUUAAUCCAUCAGCUAUAACUUUUGUACCUCAGAAUGAAAACACUGCUAAUGUUACAGGACAAUACGUUCAAAUUGAAGACCUUACGAAAUCACUCGCCGAACAAGUGAGUCUUAGUCGGCUGCCGCCACCCGAACCGUCAGUCUUUUUUGGUGAUCCUUUAAAAUAUCCUGCGUGGAAAUCAUCAUUUCAAACUCUUAUUGAACAACGAAAAAUUCCGACUUUUGAGCGUAUACAUUAUUUGCGAAAGUAUGUCGGAGAUUCAGUGCGAGAGGUAAUUGAAAACUUUCUAAUAUUGUCUACCGAAGACGCUUACGAUGAUGCAAAGGAACUCCUUGAGAAAAGAUUCGGUGAUCCGUUUAUUAUCAGCAAUGCAUUCCGUGAUAGGCUCGAUAAUUGGCCGAAAGUACCGUCUAGAGACAAUAUUGCUCUAAGAAAAUUUUCCGACUUUCUAAAACAGUGCUUGUCUGCGAUGAAAACUAUGGGAACAUUGAACGCGUUAAACGACAAUAGAGAAAAUCGUAAACUUUUGUCAAAACUACCGGAUUGGGUUGUAACACGGUGGUCCAGAAUCGUUGCGAAACACAAAGACGAUAAGCGUGAAUUUCCUUCAUUUCAAAUGUUUGUAAAUUUUAUAGAAAAAGAAGCAAUCAUAGCAAAUGACCCGGUAACGUCAAUACAGUCCGUCAGAUCAGAAACUACAAAUAGCACUAGUGACAAGUUUAAGACAAAUCGAUUUCAGCAUGGUAAAUAUGAUAAUCAGCGUAGAAAUGUUCUUGCGACAGAAACUUCGCGAGUGCCUGAUAAAAACAAUAACAGUUACAACAAGGAUCUAACAUGUACAUUUUGUAAGAAAACUGGUCAUUUCAUCGAUUCAUGUUAUCAGUUUCUUAAGAAGUCAGUGAAUGAGCGAAAGAACUUUGCGAAAGAAAACGGACUUUGUUUUGGUUGUCUUGGAUACGGACAUACAUCGAAGAAAUGUCAAAAACGUAAAAAGUGUGAAGUAUGUUCAAGGUUUCAUCCAACGUCUUUACAUGGUGACUUUCACAAACCGAUCAUUUCCGUCAACAAGGAUAAACCGUUAGAAACUAGCACCGUGGAAAAUUAUAAGUCACAUACCGGAGCCGUAUUCAUGAACAAUACAAAAGCAAGUUGCAAAAGUUCUAUGAUUGUGCCUGUUUAUGUGUCGCAUUCAGACGAUCCAGAUAAUGAAAGACUUGUUUAUGCUUUACUAGACACACAGUCCGACACUACUUUUGUUUUAGAUGAAACACGCCGUGCGUUAGGACUCCGUGGAACAGAUGUUAAACUCUCACUAUCUACAAUGCAUGCAGAAAAUCAUAUAGUUGACAGUCGUAAAAUAAAGGGUCUAGUGGUAAGGGGAUUUGACAGUGAAGUUAAAAUACCGCUUCCGAACGUAUUUACACGUGACAUCAUGCCAGCAAACCGAUCUCAUAUUCCAACAGCUGAAAUGGCACUUCGAUGGUCAUAUUUAGAACACAUUGCAGAAAAGUUGAUGCCCGUCCAAGAUUGUGAGUUUGGGCUUUUGAUCGGUUACAAUUGUCCUCGUGCACUUAUUCCACGUGAGGUAAUACCUUCAAUUGAUAAUGGACCGUAUGGACAGAAAACUGAUUUAGGAUGGGGAAUCGUUGGUAUAGUUGAUCCCUUGCAAAUAGACAACUGCGACUCAAUAGGAUUCAGUCACCGUACUCUUGCUCUUGAGGUUCCGAAUGAGUUAUCAAUUAAAAGUGGAGAUUCAGAACAUGUUUACUUUUCGUUUGGUUCGAGUGUUAAGGAAAUAAUUCCAAGUGAAGUUGCCCGCAUGAUGGAACUUGACUUUUCGGACAGAAAUGUUAACAAGAUUUCAUAUUCUUACGAUGAUAAAAGAUUUAUUUCUAUUCUUGAUGAAGGAAUAAGUGUUGAAAAUGGACAUUAUGUUAUGCCAUUGCCGUUCAAAGAUAAAAACCCGCCUAUUCUACCGAACAACAAGAACAUUGCAGUAACACGUUUAAAUCAAUUAAAGGGUCGUCUUCAGAGGGAUAAAACCUAUCGUACACAUUACUUUACAAGCAUGAAUGACUUUAUCGAAAAGGGUUAUGUAGAAAAGGUUGAAUCGUCUAAACAGGAUAACGAUGGUCAUGUAUGGUAUAUACCUCACCAUGGGGUAUACCAUAACCAAAAACCUGACAAGGUGCGUGUUGUAUUUGACUGUAGUGCUAGAUAUCAAGGUCAUUCUUUGAACGAUCAUUUGUUACAAGGACCUGAUCUUACCAACAAGCUUAUUGGAGUACUGUGUAGAUUUCGAAAAGAAAACAUAGCUGUGAUUUGUGAUAUAGAACAAAUGUUUCUUCAGUUUAACGUAAAUAAAGAUCAUAGAGACUAUUUAAGAUUUUUGUGGUGGAAAGACGACAAUCUUCAUGAAGAUCCUAUAGAAUAUCGUAUGAACGUUCACUUAUUUGGAGCCGCUUCUUCUCCUGGUUGUGCCAACUUUGGUCUGAAAAGAGUUGCUGACGAUUACGAAGAUGAGUUUGGAUCAGAUAUUUCAGACUUUUUGAGAUAUGAUUUCUAUGUUGAUGACGGUCUGAAGUCCGUUGCGUCCAUCGAUGAUGCAGUAAACUUAGUAAAACGAAGUCGAGAGAUGUGUAAUAAAGUAGGUUUAAAACUAUUCCAGUCUAACUCUAAAGAACUUUUAAAUCUAAUACCAAUUGAAGAUAGAGCAAAAGAUCUAAAGAACUUAGAUUUAUUAAAUGACAAACUGCCGAUUACGAAGACUCUAGGCAUACAAUGGUGUAUCGAAUCCGAUUCUUUUCAAUUUCGCAUUGAACUUACGAACAAACCACUUACGAGACGAGGAAUACUUUCAACGUUAAGUUCCGUGUAUGAUCCCUUGGGAUUUCUUUCUCCUUUCGUACUUCUGGGUAAACAGAUUCUACAAGAAUGUUGUAGCGAUCAAAUUGAUUGGGACGAACCGCCUUCUGAAAUUUUGAUACAAAGAUGGCAACAGUGA